Messenger RNA from Exophiala spinifera, 1473 nucleotides. Its product is annotated as homogentisate 1,2-dioxygenase. The record is from RefSeq and is a predicted model, not a curated record. Bases 1 to 1473 code for a protein of 490 amino acids. NCBI's taxonomy places the organism in Eukaryota, Fungi, Ascomycota, Eurotiomycetes, Chaetothyriales, Herpotrichiellaceae. Gene Ontology annotation, biological process: L-phenylalanine catabolic process. The transcript has 6 exons. Gene Ontology annotation, molecular function: homogentisate 1,2-dioxygenase activity. Gene Ontology annotation, cellular component: cytoplasm.
AUGGUGUUGGUCACCAAGGCCUCUUCAAUGGACAAGUUCGGAGCCUCUGCAGCAGGCUCGAAAACCACUGCACCGACAGAGGUAGACCCUUACAGAUAUCAGCUGGGAUUUGGCAACUACUUUUCCACAGAGGCUGUUCCAGACAUCCUCCCCGAGCCCGGUAGGAAUGUUCCUCAGAGAUGUACCUUCGACUUGUACUCUGAGCAGUUGAAUGGCACUCCUUUUGUAUCGUACCGGGACACCCUUCAGCAUGUGUGGAUGUAUCGCAUUCGGCCAUCUGUUGCUCAUUCCCGGCCGAGGCCAAUGGCCCCUACACCUGAUCUCGAGGCAUGCUUUUCGAAACACAAUCCCAACGUACAGUUCACUCCUCUCACCUACGAAUGGGGUCCCUUGGAGUGGCCAGAUGAGAAUGAAUCUGUCACUUUUAUCCAAGGGCUCAAAACCAUCGGUGGAUGGGGCGACCCUACGAUCAAAGAAGGUUUGGCAAUGCACAUGUAUGCUUGCAACGCUUCGAUGAAGAACCAAGCAUUUUGUAACAACGAUGGUGAUUUCCUGAUUCUACCUCAAGUUGGAAGGCUCGACAUCCAGACCGAACUGGGCAGACUCAUGGUCCGCCCGGGCGAGCUGUGUGUUGUUCAAGCGGGGUUGAAAUGGAAGGUUUCAUUGCCAGAUGGGCCAGCAAGAGGAUACGUUCAUGAGAUCUUUGGCUCGCAUUUCGAACUCCCUGAUCUUGGAGUCAUUGGCUCCAACGGUCUAGCUCAUCCCCGAGAUUUCGAGUACCCUGUUGCAGCUUUCGAUCUUGACGACUCCAAAUGGGAAGUUGUCUGCAAACUCACUGGUGAUCUAUUCUCAUACAAGCAAAACCACACCCCUUUCGACGUCGUCGGCUGGCAUGGAAGCUACGUGCCAUUCAAGUAUGCCAUGGAGAAGUUUGUACCGCUCGCGUGUGCGAUGAAGGAACAAUGCGAUCCGACCAUCUACACGGUCCUUAUCGCCAAAUCGAAAACGCCAAAGGUGUCUCUGUCAGAGUUUGCAGUCUACACUGCCAAGCAUAUCACAGCUCUAGAUACGUACCGUCCACCAUACUACCACCGAAACGUGUCCACAGAAAUGCUGGGCAUGAUCUACGGCGAGUACCAUGGAUCUGUUCGUGACGUUCAAGCAGGCUGCUUGAGCUGUGAAAACUCCUACAUGCCUCACGGAGAUGCAUACAAAGCUUGGAAAGAGGCCACGACCAAAGAAUUGAAACCCGAGAUUAUGGGCGAAAAUGCACUAAGCUUCAUGUUCCACUUGAACAACCAUUUUGGUUUGACUCGUUUUGCCUUGGACAGAAACCCAAGCAUCAAGCAUAUCGAAGGGUAUGAGGGCGACUUUUGGGAUGAUCUCCAGGGACAUUUCAUGGAUCACUUGGACGAGGUCAACGAGAGACUUGCCGCAGCUGGACUGCCGCAAUUAGGUCAAAAGCCAGCAUAA